AUGAUUGGGUAGUUUAGAGUAGAAGAAUUUAUUUUACCAAAAUAUGAUGAUAUAAUAAGUUCUUCACAGGGCGAUUUUUUCGGAACAAAAGCAAAAGUGUAAAAACAUUUAAGUAAAAUUGUAGAAUUAGAACUUGAAAAGGGAAUUAAAAUGUAAAAUUAAAUGCAAAUGUAAGAAGAAAUCGGUAUUUAUGAUCUUGAAAUGAAUAAAUAUCUUAAAAUCCUUGUCGAAUUUCUCUUUUUGGAAAAACCUUUAUUUUCUAAAGAAAUGAUUUUCUACGUGAUUUAAGAAAAAAACAAAUUACAUCUUUCUCCUUUAUAAAUGAUGUAAAAACCUGUAUUUUGGAAUCUUGAUCAUAGUUUGUAGUUUUAUUUUAAUCCUGAUUUUUUAGUAUUGGCAGAUAAUUAUUGUGACUAAUUUAAUUUCUAAAUUGAUGAAUUAACUGAAAAUGAUUAAAAUGAAGGAUUAUUGGAAUAAAGUAUCGAUGGAUUUUAAGAUGAGAAUAAUAAUAAAAUUAUUAAAAAAAAAUCAUUUGUAAUAAAUCCUGGAAAUUUUGAAAAAAAUAAUACUUUUACUCUCGUAUAUCCUAUAUCAGGAGAAAUUUAAGAUUGCUAAAUUUGA
Messenger RNA from Ichthyophthirius multifiliis, 621 nucleotides. RefSeq lists its product as hypothetical. The record is from RefSeq and is a predicted model, not a curated record. Gene Ontology annotation, cellular component: epsilon DNA polymerase complex. NCBI's taxonomy places the organism in Eukaryota, Ciliophora, Oligohymenophorea, Hymenostomatida. Gene Ontology annotation, molecular function: DNA binding. The transcript is spliced from 3 exons. Gene Ontology annotation, biological process: DNA-templated DNA replication; error-prone translesion synthesis.